CUCAGUUUCUGCACAACUUUCCGAAGUGAAAUUUGCACGAAGAGGGGAAAGGUUUGUGUGCGGAGGCAUCAAGGAAGCUGCUGGAGUCGGAUUUCAAAGAGAUUCCUAGUCUGCAAGAAUAAAUAGGUAUCUUGAAGCGGAAGUGCUAGCUUCGCCUACACUGCAAUUGCGAAAAAAAAUGCGAAACAGAAGUUUGCUCGAAGCGCUCUGCAAGAACAUGUCGUGGGUGCAUGGGGCACAAUCACUAGUGGCCAGCUUCUUCUGCAGAUUGGUGGUUUAUCUGAGGUUCUUUUCGCCACAGCAUUGCCAGGUGCAUGCUAGCCGAGCUCAACCUGCGUGUGUAAGGAAGGUGGGGGGAAAUCAGAAGAUUCUUGAAGCAGAGGACCAGCAUACCAUCAAGGAGUGCAAUUAUGGAAUGAGUGAUGCUGCUUUUAGCAGCUGGCGUGCAGCAGAGUUUCCCCAAUUGCAAGGCGCUGUCUAUGUUGAUCAUGCCGGCGCCACACUUUACUCAAAGUCUCAACUUCAAGCUACAACCGAAGAGCUUGGGGGGCACCUGUUUGGGAAUCCUCAUUCGCAGUCUGACGGAAGCACCCGCUCAUCUACCAUCAUUGAAGCUGCUCGAUCAAGGGUUCUGUCCUUCUUCAACACCUCCUCAGCAGAGUACACGUGCAUAUUCACGGCAGGGGCAACAGGCGCCCUCAAGCUCUUAGGCGAAGUCUUUCCUUGGAGCAGCGAGAGCGAGUUUUGUUAUACUGUUGAGAACCACAACAGCGCCCUGGGUAUCCGCGAAUACGCGCUUGAGAAAGGAGCUGUGGUCUGCCCUGUAGACUUUGAGACGAGCAUAGGUGGAGAUUCAGAAGAUGACGGGGGCAGGAAAUGGUCAGUAAAGAGACGGGAGCCACUGAUCAGACCGCAGUUGAAGCAUGAUCCGCCUGGUAGUUCCAUUGAGCAUCCCCCUCAAGAUGAGGUCUUCCACCUGUUUGCCUGUCCAGCAGAGUGCAACUUCUCUGGUGCCAAGCUCAAUCUCAGCCAAGUAGAGGAGAUCCAGAAGGGGCAAUGGUCUGGCAAAAGGGGCCAUUGGAAGGUGCUUCUAGAUGCCGCCAAGGCUUGUGGAACAGCCCCACCAGAUCUUUCCAUCCAUCAGCCGGAAUUUGUGGCUGUGUCCUUUUACAAGAUUUUUGGCUACCCGACAGGGCUAGGGGCCCUUUUAGUUCGAAGCGAUGCCGGUCAAAUCCUGCAGAAGCGGUACUUCAGCGGAGGUACUGUUGCUGUUUCGAUUGCUGACAAGGAUUACAUGAGGAGGCGAGAGCGACUUGAGGAGUGGCUGGAAGAUGGCACAGCCUCGUUCUUAGGCGUGGCUGCACUUCGGCACGGGUUUGACGCUGUCAAAAAGCUGGGGAUGGACAAUAUCAGAAAGCACACGGCCGCCCUGACGCAGUUCACGGCUCGUGAACUGCUCAGCCUGCGGCACAGUAACGGACGCAAAGCGUGCGUGCUUUACGGAAACCAUGCUGCCAACGACGGCCAAAACCAGGGCCCGAUCAUCGCCUUCAACCUGGUGCGGCCAGACGGCAGCUGGGUUGGUUACAGGGAGGUGGAAAAGUUGGCGGGGUUGAGGGAUAUUCAGCUAAGGACCGGGUGCUUCUGCAACCCUGGAGCCUGCGCCAAGUACCUGGGCCUCACUUCGACGGAGAUGGAAGCCAACUACGAGGCUGGGCACGUGUGCUGGGACGAUCAGGACCUCAUUGACGGCCGCCCGACGGGCGCAAUCCGCAUUUCCUUUGGCUACAUGACUACCGUUGAAGACGCCCGCGCCGUUCUCCGCUUCGUUCGCGACUACUUUGUGGUGACAGAACCGGAACCGCUGAGCGAGCGGAACGGUGUUGCCGAGUCGAGGGCGAAGGAUACAGAUUGCGCUAGGGAGCCGAUGGUCCUGGAAAAGAUCCUCCUGUACCCGAUCAAGUCGUGUGGAGGCUUCGCUCCGGACGCUUGGCCCAUUGGGCCCAACGGCCUGCUGUACGAUCGAGAGUGGUUGCUGGUCGACUCCGGAGGAAACGGGUUGACGCAGAAGAAGGUACCCGCUCUAUGCACGCUGCAAGCCUCGAUCGACCUAGAAGCGGGCCACCUCCGUGUGACGUCACGUGCCAUGCAAGAUGCGCUACUUGUUCCACUGCACUCGCGCCCAAGGGCGACACUCGACGGAACCGUACAAGUUUGUGGAGACCGGCCCGGCGCGGAUGCGUACGGUCCUGAGAUUUCCUCCUGGUUCUCGGACGCUUUGGGCAUCCCUUGUACCCUAGUCAGACAACAGCCCAGAUCCCGCACUGUACAUAGACAAACACCUCAUAAGCUCAAGCAACAAUCCGAAAUAGCCAGCCCGCAUCACACGUCUGCAGCGCAGACAAACGAGAAUAGAAAGGUAAAUACUACAGCAGACGAGCAGCUAGACAGCAGUUUAGGGUUCGCGAACGAGGGGCAGUUUCUGCUCGUGAACACGGCGAGCGUGGAAGAGCUCAACCGGCGAAUGGUAGAAACGGACGGACGGUCGGGGGAUAAAAAGAAAGGUAGUCGGGGUUUGGAGGUUUUGGAGCCGGAGAGGUUCCGGCCGAACCUCGUCGUCCGGGGUCUGGAACCGUUCGAGGAGGACACGUGGCAGCAGGUCCGGAUCGCCGGUCAGCAAUUCGGGGUCAUUGGCGGCUGCAGCCGAUGUUCAAUGAUCACGGUCGACCAGAAGACGGGCGAGAAGGGCGGCAACGAGCCCCUCCUGGCGCUGGCAUCCUUCCGUCGCAAUAAGGGAAAGCUCCUCUUCGGCAUCUUGCUCAACCACGAACCAGGGAGGAGUCAAGGAGACGUUGAGAAUCCCAAGCCAGGGCGCGGGAAGGGUUUGGGCCAUCGAGACUGGCUUCGAAAGAGGUGGCCGAACGUGCUUCGAUGUGGGAGCGAGUUGUCAGCCAGCUCUUAAGUUCGUCAGCAAGGAUCAAACAGCGAUCGUCCUGCCUGCACAUAGAUAACUCUUGGGGUCAGCUGACCAGUCUGAGUACAUUGAAGCAAUUGGUGAUUGAUCGAACGCUUGCUUGAAGGAUUUAUUAUAUUGGUCUGCUUUACCAGGUAUCUGGUAAUCGAUAGAGGCAUAUCUGAUGCCAG
Klebsormidium nitens is the source of this 3144-nucleotide messenger RNA. NCBI's taxonomy places the organism in Eukaryota, Viridiplantae, Streptophyta, Klebsormidiophyceae, Klebsormidiales, Klebsormidiaceae. The record is from the annotation of a GenBank genome assembly.